GGCCGCGGGGGUAUACAAGGUUUCAGCCGCUAGUACUACCCAUUCCGCUGCGGCAGAUCUCUGUGGUUGUACCCAGGCUCCGGACACAUCGCUCGAAGAUGAUACCGCGCUGGACCAUUUUAUUAUCGAUCGCUCAAUUAAUAAUAUGCACGGAGCAUUAUUUAUUACCGGAGUUACCUCCUGGGGAGGCGCCGGAGCCCAUUCUGACCUUCAUGGAGAAGACAUACCACAGCGGACGAGUACGAGCGGGAUACGACGCAGGGGAACCCUUACUCCUCACGCCGUUUAUUGAAGAGAAGAAACUGGAGGAAGCGAGGAAAGCCGCUUUCGUGGACCCAGGGCACACUCUACCCGAUAUGGAGAGCUACGCCGGAUAUUUAACUGUUAACAAGGAGUACAACUCGAACCUUUGGUUCUGGUAUUUCCCUGUGGCGGACAAGCCCGUUGCAGAUACUCCUUUGAUCCUCUGGCUGCAGGGAGGUCCCGGCGCGUCGUCCCUCUACGGCCUCUUUACUGAGAUUGGGCCCUUCCGUGUCACUGAAAAUAGUAAUUUAGAAGAGAUGAAAUAUUCUUGGGGCAAGAAUCACUCGCUGCUGUUCAUCGACAACCCAGUUGGCACCGGUUUCAGCUUUACUGACGACGACCGUGGAUAUUCUACUAACCAGACAACGAUCGGCGAGAAUCUGUACGCAGCGUUACAACAGUUCCUGACGCUAUUCCCUGAGCUGAGGAAGGCACCUUUAACGCUGGCAGGGGAGUCGUACGCGGGGAAACACAUACCCUCCCUCGCGGUGCAGAUCCUCUGGCAUCGGGAGGAGCAUGAACCUGUUAAUCUACAAAGUUUAGCGAUAGGUAACGGUUUCAUCGACCCGCUGACUCUGCAGCGCUACAGCCACUUUGUGCGCGAAGUGGGUCUGCUGGACGACAAGGCGGCCGACGCAAUGAACCACCUCGAGACCGCUGUUAUACAGUUUAUUAACAACGGAGAGAUGCUUAAAGCUUACGCGUAUUACAAUUAUCUGCUUCAACUGUUCAUCUCGGAGUCACGACUGAGCAACUUGUACAACUACCUGCAAGACGACAUAAGCUUGGAGGGUAGUUACGUGGACUUCAUCCAGCGGGACGACGUGCGGCGCGCGCUGCAUGUUGGCAACACCAACUUCACGUCGAUCGGCGUUGUCUAUAAAAAGCUCGUGCCCGACUUUAUGGGCAGCGCGAAAAAUUGGCUGGAAGAACUACUGGAGAACUAUAGGGUUAUGAUAUACAACGGUCAUUUGGACAUCAUUGUCGCGUACCAUCCGUCGGUAAAUACGUACAACGCUCUCUCAUUCUCCGGUACUGCGGAAUUCAAAGCGGCCAAGAGAAUGCCCUGGUAUCACGACGGGAGAGUUGCGGGGUAUUACAAAAGAGCCGGCAACUUAACUGAAGUGAUGGUCCGUGGUGCCGGUCAUAUGGUGCCUACUGACCAGCCUCCUGCAGCCCUAGGCCUCAUAUCGGCCUUCGUACGCGGCGUGGAACUCGACAAGGAUACAGCUGCGUUGGUCGAUGAAAAAAACUCGCAAAUGCUUCGUCAUCUACCCACAAAUUAGUUAUAAAUUCGCAUUUAAUUUUCAUAGUUGUUAACUCUUAUAGGCUACUUUUAUUUUAAGAUCCGUGUCUGUAUGUAUAUAAUCGCAUGACGGUUGUGUAAAUAUGUAAUAAAGUAGUGUUUUUUA
Papilio polytes (common Mormon) is the source of this 1715-nucleotide messenger RNA. RefSeq names its product venom serine carboxypeptidase-like. Bases 99 to 1589 code for a protein of 496 amino acids. Gene Ontology annotation, molecular function: serine-type carboxypeptidase activity. Lineage: Eukaryota; Metazoa; Arthropoda; Insecta; Lepidoptera; Papilionidae. The transcript has 9 exons. Gene Ontology annotation, biological process: proteolysis. The record is from RefSeq and is a predicted model, not a curated record.